Coregonus sp. 'balchen' is the source of this 13276-nucleotide messenger RNA. The record is from the annotation of a GenBank genome assembly. Lineage: Eukaryota; Metazoa; Chordata; Actinopteri; Salmoniformes; Salmonidae.
AUCUGACUAGUUGUUCUAUCUGUGGCUAUAUCGUAUUUGGAGCUAGCAAGCUGUUUGCAAACGGAAAAAUGUUGACCAUAUUUUGUAAAACUUUUUAUUAGUUCGACGAAAAUAAUGGAAAUGUUCAGUAAACUGACAAAUCUCUUUCAACAGGCGUUGGAGACAGUAAGUAAUGGUUGUUGACAAGCCCUUUUUGUACUCUACUUCCUGGAUUUAGCUAGCUAGGUAGAUACUGUUUGAUGCAAGCUAAUUGGCUAGCAGCUAGCUAACUUUACUGCUGACUUUGGCCCAUAUAAAGUUAGCCAACGGCUAAAAAAGUUAGCUAGCGGUUAAAAGUUGACUAUUUGUAGGCCUUACAUGAGUUGAAUGAUGUGCCAAAAAUGUGUCUGUCAUCUGUACGAAAAGUCGGAAAAAGAGCAAUCCUGCAACAAGUUGCAACCUAACCCAACGCGUUACCUAGCUAGCCAAGUAGUCAAAACUAGCUAGCAAGAUGGUGACAACCUAUUUAGAUUAAUUUAUUUGGUGUAAUAUGCUUAUUGAAUAAUGCCAAUGUUAUUAUAAAGUUUUAUGUGGAUUUGUUAAUUAUUCUGACAAUUAUCUAACGUUAGCUUCCUACCUAGCUACAACAUAUACCAUGGCGUCUGAAAUGUUUGUUGAUAAAGAUGUCCAGCUAGCCCAUAGAGAGAGAUAGAGGACUCAUCUUUGUAUCUGUGACAUAAUAGCGUCUGUGAAAGCAUUGGCAGCGCCAUUGAGGCCAUCUCCAUUUUGAAGUAGGCAAUUUUCUUCUUCACGAUUGGCUGAUCCCUCCUGAUGACCCGGUAAGACAUGACUCCAACAGGGUCACCAGGAGAGAUCAGCCAAUGAAGUUGGAAGUACCACACAGUUAACUACAUUAAAAUGGUAGAAGCCCUCAAUGGCGUUGGUAAUGCUAAUAUAGCCUUUUGGCCACUAGAGGCCUCUAACAUUCUCUAUGGAGUAGUCUGACCUGACUCCAUAUUUACUCAAGUGGAAGCCCACAGGCAUAUGAAACCACAUUCCAUCAUUGGGCAACUUUCUUGGGGGAUGGGGAGAGUGAUAAGCUGAUACAAGAUAGGAGGAAACUCAACUCUGAUUAAUGGCACAUGUUUUAUGCUGGAUAGGACAUCAUUGUUUAGGCCCACAUUCUUUGAGCUGAAUCAUCUCGUGUUUCCAUUCUUCCAUUUUCUAGAGGGAGCCAUCAGUAAAUUUAUUGGACUCUUUUGUGGAGCACUGGAAAGGGAUAACCAAUUAUUACAUUGAAACUACUGGUAAGAUUGAGACACUGCUGAAAUGUUGAAAUUAAGAAUCUGUUGAAUACCCCGGAUGUGCCUCCAAGUGACCUUGGCCUGAGUUACAUUGCGAACUAACUUGUCGGCAGUAGGACAUUUUAAUACUGCUGUCAUAUUCGGCAUGUGUUCAUAUUGGCCUAUGUUGAGAGUGCGUUCAACUGUGAUGGUUUUCCAGAUGAAACGAGGCCUGUAAAGCAGACAGACAUCCCAUGGCGAUUGAAGCAAAUGCUGGAUAUCUUAGUUUACGAAGAGGGCCAACAGGGGCUGGAGGAGACGGGCCCUUGUAUGGAGUACCUCCUACAGCACAAACUGCUGGAGACCCUCUGCACCCUAGGCAAAGCACAGGUACCACACUCACACAGCAGGAGAGAUGUUGUCAUGUGUGGUACGUUUUGAUAACCCUCUCUUCGACACUGAUCUCUUCCUCCUGCCAGUACCCCCCAGGAAUGAACCAGCAGGUCCUGGUGUUCUUCUCCAAAAUCCUGGUACAAAUCCAAAAGCCAAUGCUUCACAUGAUCAAUGUGUAUAGGCCAGUGCAGGUAAGGAGUCAUUCAUUCUGGUUAUUGUUCAUCACUUUGUUGUUGUCUAUGGCUGUUUGAAAUUUGAUAUACAGUGCAUUCGGAAAGUAUUCAGACCCCUUGACUUUUUCCAUAUUUUGUUACAUUACAGCCUUAUUCUAAAAUUGAUUAAAUAAUUUCCCCCCUUCAAUCUACACACAAUACUCCAUAAUGACAAAGCGAAAACAGGUUUUUAGAAGUGUUUGCAAAUGUAUAAAUAAAAACGGCUACCUUAUUUACAUAAUUAUUCAGACCCUUUGCUAAGAGACUCAAAAUUGAGCUCAGGUGCAUCCUGUUUCCAUUUAUCAUCCUUGAGAUGUUUCUACAACUUGAUUGGAGUCUACCUGUGUUAAAUUCAAUUGAUUUGACAUGAUUUGGAAAGGCACACACCUGUCUAUAUAAGGUCCCACAGUUGACAGUGCAUGUCAGAGCAAAAACCAAGUCAUGAUGUUGAAGGAAUUGUCCAUAGAGCUCCGAGACAGAAUUGUGUCAAGGCACAGAUCUGGGGAAGGGUACCAAAAAAUGUAUGCAGCAUUGAAGGUCCCCAAAAACACAGUGGCCUCCAUCCUUGUUAAAUUGAAUACGUUUUGAAGCGCCAAGACUCUUCCUAGAGCUGGCCCCUUGGCCAAACUAAGCAAUUGUGGGAGAAGGGCCUUGGUCAGGGAGGUGACCAAGAACCCGAUGGUCACUCUGACAGACCUCCAGAGUUCCUCUGUGGAGAUGGGAGAACCUUCCAGAAGGACAACCAUCUCUGCAGCACUCCGCCAAUCAGGUCUUUAUGGUAGAGUGGCCAGACAGAAGCCACUCCUCAGUAAAAGGCACAUGACAGCCUGCUUGGAGUUUGCCAAAAGGCACCUAAAGGACUCUCAGACCAUGAGAAACAAGAUUCUCUGGUCUAAUGAAACCAAGAUUGAACUCUUUGCCCUGAAUGCAAAGCGUCACAUCUGGAGGAAAGCUGGCACCAUCCCUACGGUGAAGCAUGGUGGUGACAGCAUCAUGCUGUGGGGAUUUUUUUCUGCGGCAGGGACUGGGAGACUAGUCAGGAUCGAGGGAAAGAUGAACGGAGCAAAGUACAGAGAGAUCCUUGAUGAAAACCUGCUCCAGAGCGCUCAGGACCUCAGACUGGGGUGAAGGUUCACCUUCCAACAGGACAAUGACCCUAAGCACACAGCCAAGCCAACGCAGGAGUGGCUUCGGGACAAGUCUCUGAAUGUCCUUGAGUGGCCCAGCCAGAGCCCGGACUUGAACAUCUCUGGAGAGACCUGAAAAUAGCUGUGCAGCGACGCUCCCCAUCCAACCUGACAGAGCUUGAGAGGAUCUGCAGAGAAGAAUGGGAGAAACUCCCCAAAUACAGGUGUGCCAAGCUUGUAGAAGACUCAAGGCUGUAAUCGCUGCCAAAGGUGCUUUAUAUAUUAUAAUUUUUAUUCUAAAAACCUAUUUUUGCUUUGUCAUUAUGGGGUAUUGUGUGUAGAUUCAUGAGAGAAAAACAAAUUAAUCAAUUUUAGAAUAAGGCUGUAACGUAACAAAAUGUGGGGAAAGUAUAUUUUUCCGAAUGCACUGUAUUUGUCCCUCAGUAGGCCUAACUGUCACUUGUAUGUAUGUGCAUGCAUACAUUAAUGUCAAUAUUUUACCAAAAAAGUGAAAUACUAUUAUCUAUCGUGGUCUCUUUACCAAGAUAAAGUGAUAUUUAAAAUGUGCUUUCCUUAACAGUAAAUUUGUCCUCCCAAAAUUCCUGACAUUGCUCUCAACAGAAGCUGGUUCGUCUGUGUGGUCUUCUGGGAUCGCAGACUGAGAAAGAGGAGGCUCAGUUUCUGUUUGUCGUUUGCUCCAGGGUGAAACAAGAUCCGUAUGUUCUCAACUACAUUUUAGAGGUACUUUAAAAUUCAACCUUUUGAUUUGGUCGUGCAUUUUCAAGCACUAAACGUGUAGGCAAUGGGCAUACUGAAUAGUAGUACUAAUGGUAGUAGUUUUAAAAUUAAAACUAGUGGUAGUCGUACUUUAUUAGCACGUCAUUAGUUUGACCGUAGUUGACUAUGUAGUUGAUUUCAGUGCAUCAUCCGAAGUAAGUCAUGUCAACGUAUGAUUGAUGUUUUUUUCUUUUUACUGUUUUACCUGUCAUGCAGAUUAAAAAGGAAAAUCUCUUCAAGAGGUCUAUUUCUUCCUCUGAGGAUACAGAAAAAGGGAGAAGUGAAGAGGCUGUGCCUUCCAGUAACCCCACAGCCUCAAACCCUGCCUCCACCUCAAGUCCUCAACAGCACUCACCCACUGACUCUCCCUCCACUAUUUUCCCAGCCAAUGCAGGCCUCAUCCAUGUCUUGGUCCACUUGAGCAGAAGCCAGGUGUGUUCAGCCAGGACUACUUGACAAACCAAUACAUAAUUCAUGCAUUUGAAAUGAACAUCAAGUUAUCAAUAAUUUGCCACGUUUUUCUUUGUUUCCUUGUUCAGAACAAAGUUGCACUGAAAGCCUUUGAGAGCUUGCUGCUCCUCGUCAGCCUACCAAAGGAAGAUACUGCAGUGUGCUUGGCUGAAAGCACCCCACUGUGUCAGCUACUGGCUGAGCGGUUGUGUGAGCUCUACAGCCAGCUCCCGGCUACGCUGGAAGCUGCAGACAUCCACAGUUUCCCCCAGACCCACUGGAGGUGAGCUUAGUGGCCCAGAGCAUGCAGGAGCCCUUACCGGUGAACGAUGUACUGAAAACUCAAUAUAGUCAUGAUUCUACAAGCCUCUCGUUCACGCCAUUCACCACAAGGGGCUUAUUGGCGCUGUCAUUUGUGACACUUGUAAAAGUGUGCUUUAAACAAUGUACAUUUGGCAUACAAAUAAGAUUAUUUCUUGGUACAUUUGAAACGAGGUCUAGUUGUGGCCGCAACCUAUGGAACGCCAUUUGGGUCUUAGCGUGUCAAAAAAGAUACACGUCAAUUAAGCUUGUUGACCAAUCAGCACCUGAAUAUGACUGCACGUCACAUAAUUUAACACGUUCAUUAAUUUUUUACGUAGUUAUUACACAUAGAUUACACUCACUCAUAUUUCAUAUGUCACAGUGAUUCACCAAUACGUAUGCUAUGAUGCUGGUAAAGUUGUCUUGAGCGCAGACACACUUCAAAGCUCUGGGACAGUGCUGGUCAUAAAAAAAGCUAGCUAGCUGAUGGAUGCAAACAAUGUUCUUCCCCCAAAACAUAGCAAAACGACAAUAUGUGUCAGUAGCUAUAGUUAACUAACUAUCUAGCUAGCUAGGUGUCAUCUAAAAUACCCCUAAUUUUAUAAAACAGUUCUUAUUUGAUUAAUGAUGGUCAGACCCACCUAUGUGAAGCUAGACACAAUAAGGAUAAGCCACAAUUUGCGGUUCGCCUUCAAAAUAAAAGUAUCUCAUUGAAAGUGAUCCAAAUGAAUACAAAUAGUGCCAUAAUUGAAUAGAUCAUGCUAUAUGAGGUUGGAAUGUUAUAUAAAUCCAACAAAAGACAAUUUGUUAAUUUGAUUAAUCUGUUUCAAUCAGACUGUGGAUGUAUUAGACUUUAGAAUUGCAUUGGAAUCCUCUGUAGCUCAAUUGGUAGAGCAUGGGGCUUGUAACGCCAGGGUAGUGGGUUGGAUCCCCGGGACCACCCAUACAUAAAAAUGUAUGCACACAUGACUUUAAGUCGCUUUGGAUAAAAGCGUCUGCUAAAUGGUAUAUUAUUAUUAUUAUUAUUAUUAUACUUAUUUCACUAUACAGCCUUGCCUAUGGAUUGUGGGUCAAUGACAUGGGGUAUCAGUCUACUCCGUGACACCCAGAGAACGUUAGCGUCGUAGCUCUUAUUGCGGGACUCUGAAACCACUGUGAAAUUAGCCACAUUUAUUGUACCAGUCAACCUACUAUGUGUAUUGAACACUAUUCCAGAGGAAAAACAAUACAAUGUGGAUGGUUUGGAGUCUGAUAACUCUGAGGAGGACUUUGGGGAAAAAAGCACUUUGGUACUGAGUAGACUGAUACCCCGUUUCAUUGAUCCCAAAUCCUUAGGUAAGGCUGUACAGUGCAAUAUGAAUGUCAAUACACACAGUAGGCUGACUGGGGAGGUGAUUUCCCUAAGCCAAAGUCCUGCAAUAAGAGCUACAACGCUAAUAUUUGUGAAAACUCUUCACAAUUGUGUUCUGUGGGUGUCACUGAGUAGACUGAUACCCCAUUUCAUUGCUCCACAUUCCAACCUUGUUUAACAUUAUGUAGUCUAAAUAUGGCAUGAUUUCACCAAUAGUAACCAAUUGCAGCACUUUCAAAUGGAGACUUUUAUUUUGAAGGCAAACCGCACAUUCCACUAUUGUGGCUCAUCCUUAUUGUGACUAACUUCACAACACAUAACCCGGUCCGGUCAAGCCUCACUGAAGCUAGCUGGCAGUUUAUAACGUUAGCUUUGGGCAACAGGGUUAAAUAGCUGGCUAGCUAGGUACUUUCAUUAACUGAAGUGAAAUUUCCAUAGGAGAAUAACAAGUGGCUACCUAGCUAAUACUUACUGAUAAGUUGCGUCAAUUCAAAUCUGGUAUAGGAACAAAAAGAGGUCAAUAAACGUCUUCUAAAAUAAACUAGUAUUUUAAUUAAUGCAAAACGCUUCAAUGGUAAAUAUGAUGUUCGUAAAUACGGGUCCACUGAAAUACCACGCAGGGCAGACAGAGAACUGAGCCAUUGUUAUAAGUUCUUCUUUAAAUACUCUGACAGAGAUAGUUCCUGCUCCAAGCAGGCCUAUCAGAGUAGAGACUGAGCGUGGUUUAGACUUACUCAGCCUAUCGUUGGCGCACAGGCUGGUCCCAGCCCCUUGGCGCUUCACUGUUGCCAGGCAUUAGUUGUUAUCUCCACAACUUGUCUCGAGUCAGCAACCUCAGACAUCUUUGUAGCAGAACACAUGUCCUUGAGCGGUUUAACAAAGAGGCAGUGAGUGUGUGUCUGUGUGAAUCACAAGUCUGUCUCAGCCUACCCCCUAACUGUUCCCCACAUUAAUCACAGCUUGUUAUAUUAAACAAUCUAUAUCAGUACAGUACAAACCUAUUAUGUUUAAUCAUUAAUGCUUUCUUAUUAAGCUAACAGCACAUCUAAAAUAUAAGAGAAUAAUUUCCCACAUUACUCACAUGGAUUCCUAAAUCAUUGCUAAGAAUAUUGAAAAUGACUGCAGUUUGUAAUGGUCAUUGUUUACAGGCUGCUUGCAUUGGUGGGUACCACGCUAAAGCUAGCUAACUAUAGCUACUGAAACAGAUUGUCGUUUUGGGGGAAGAACAUUGUUUGCAUCCCAUCAGCUAGCUAGCUUUUUUUAUGACCAGCACUGUCCCAGAGCUUUGAAGUGCGUCUGCGCUCAAGACAACUUUACCAGCAUCAUAGCAUACGAAUUGGUGAAUCGCUGUGACAUAUGAAAUACGAGUGAGAGUGUAAUCUGUGUAAUAACUAUGUACAAAAUUAAUAAACGUGUUAAAUUAUUAUGUGACGUGCAGUCAUAUUCAGGUGCUGAUUGGUCAACAAGCUUAAUUGAUGUGUCAAACAGCGUUAUUUGACGUGUAUCUUUUUUUGACACGCUAAGACCCAAAUGGCGUUCCAUAGUUUGAAGCUGUUGUACAAAACCGGAAGUGAAAGACUCAAAAACGAAACUUAAGAACAGAAAGCAUGGAAAUGGCCCAUAUAGAACAGAUCUACCUCUUCUAAGACUUUCUUUCAAUGAGAAUGACAGAUCUAUAACACACAUUACAUUUGCAUGAAUUAGCAUAUAAUACCCUCCAACAAUAAUUGUAACUCUUGAAACGUCCAAGCUAGACACCAAACCGACUUUCACAUGUUCAAGCUAUCCUACCAAUAAAUCAGUAUUUUCAUCUACCUACUUUUUCAACUAUAACCAGUCACCAACAUUACUAUUACUAGUUAUUUCAAAACCAUACAUACUCAAAACAAGCUAGCAAGCACACCACAUUUUCUUCAGGAAAUGUACGUUUUCAGUGAUCACUGUUAGCCUAAAGAGUUUAUUUAUUAGAUAGAACUACAGCUAGCUAUCAGUAGGUCUACAUACAAACCUAUUCUACAUAGUUCUUCAACUACCACAAAAAUACUUUUAAAGAGCUGUCAUCAGUAGAUGCACCAUCAUAUUUCUCUCACCAAAUAAUAGCCUAAAACGUUCUACUAAUGAAAUCAUCAUUCAACUAAAAUCAAACUUAAUUUACACUGUAAAUUUAAUUUACAAAAGUAAAUUGUGCAUCUGAAACCCACAGCAUGAAUGAUUCAGAGUUGCUUUGUUUUCCUAAGUGUUGUCCACAUGAUCCUGUCUUUUAUUCCCAUCUUCUGACAGAUCACUUUGUCCUGUCUUUCUUCUUUCAGUUUUCACAUGCAACAACUGUAGUUUAGAAAUGUUUGUGAUCUAACUUCCCCAAAAUCCAAAGUAAUAUGGUUGAUAUAGUAGUCUAUCAAAGUAAUCAGACCAAUUAUUAUUUUACAAAAUGUAACUUUGACUGUAUGUAACUGCUUUGCUUUAAAUAGUAAAGUAACACUUUUUUUAAACAUCUUCCAUUACCACAAAAAUACUUAGAGCUAAAGCAAGCCCCACAACCUUACUUUUACAGUUACCAUCAAGUUUUGAUUUGGUAAUGGACCUGAUGUUUUGUGCAGUGCUCCAUUCUCUCAGAACAGUAUGCAGGAAAGCCAGUCGUUUCCUGGUAGUGAGCACAUGGAGAGGUUUUUCGCUUGGCUGGACUUCCUUGACCAUCUGAUGAGAGAGGCACCAAAGGUAAAAAAGCAGAAAUACUUGACCAAGCUUGACCAUGAAUUGAGUUUCCACCAAGAGAGGAUCUCUAGUGCAGUAUAUUUGCUGUUUUUGUAGAUCCUCGCUGUGAAAUUGGCCAAAGAAAUUCACCAUUGCUGGCUUGUCGGUGUUCUGCAGCCUGAGCUGCUCCAAAUGUAAGUGACCCCCACCUACAUUUUCUCCAAUGGGGUUUUAUACAUAUAUAGUGCAUUUGGAAAGUAUUCAGACCCCUUGACUUUUUCCACAUUAUGUUACAGCCUUAUUCUAAAAUGGAUUACAUUGUUUCCCCCCCCCCCCCCUCAAUCUACACACAAUACCCCAUCAUGAUAAAGCAAAAACUGGUUUUUAAAUCCCCCCCCCCCCCCCCCCCCCCCAAAUGUAUAUAAAAAAAAUAAAAAAAACAUUUACAUAACUAUUCAGACCCUUUAAAGCACCUUUGGCAGCGAUUACAGCCUCGAGUCUUCUUGGGUACGACGCUACAAGCUUAGCACACCUGUAACGUAACAAAAUGUGGAAAAAGUCAAGGGAUCUGAAUACUUUCCAAAUGCACUGCACCUAGGACAUAUGGACUAUUAUUGACCAGUGGUUUGUGUUUUAGGUCCGAGAUGGGCGUGCUGGUGAACACGGCGCUGCUGUGCUGCUCGGUGCGUCACAUCCAAUCCCCUGCCAUGUUGGAAGAGCUGGUCUCGUUCCUCCUGGGCAGACACACACAGAGCGAGCAGCGCUUGGACACAGAGAGUCAUGUGCUGCGAUAUCAACUUAUCGAGCACUGUGACCACAUCUCCGAUGAGGUAAGGUGCUGCUACUGUAGCCCUCAGUAAAGACUGAACACGAGCGAAGACGAGACACAACUGGAGUUCACAUCUCUCAUGUUGCUACCAUGACUAUAGUUAAGCUAUUUGUAUUCCCUUAGUGUUGUAAGCCAAAAGAAGACUAAGGAAGUACCAGCGUUAGUGCUGGUUACAGCUGGUUACAGCUGGUGACGUGCUGUACUUUCUCUCUGCCUGCUAGAUCAGUAUCGCUACUCUGCUCCUGUUUGAGGAGCUCCUACAGAAGCCCCACAGGGACAUUCUCUUCAACCUGGUCCUGAGGAACCUGGAGAACCGCUGCUACGUGACACACGCUCUGGGGGGAGGGGAUGACAGCAGGCAUUUCACCGACACCGAUCCCGUGGAGGAGAACGAGUGAGUUAACUCAUCCAGAGGUAGAGCUCCAAUGGACAGCUCUGUAGGGGCUAAUAAAAAUCAAGGUUGUUGCGAACGCCUGACACACAGGGGUGAAUUGCUUAGUUAAUCAUGACUAUGACUAGUUUGUGACCGACCAAAUGGAGUAUACAGUCAGCAAUACCAUUCAGGAAUGGCUUCUACAUUAUAUAUGUUUGUGUUCCACCUGAACAGAGAACUAGAGGAGGACCCUUUCUUCACAGACAUGUACGGCGAGGAUGAAUUCAACAGCUCAGAGCAGCUUCUGCCUCGACCCCAGCUCAUGAGAGAACCUCGCUGCAGUGGACAAACUCAAGCAGCGGACAUUGUAAACAGGUGCCGUUAACCACAGAACGAAAUAGAACACUAAUACAUUUAUCUCUAUGCAGUUAACUUUAUUACUGAUGGUUAACUCUUGAGUCUAGGCACAACAUGCAUCCCAUCAUUCAAGCCAUAGAAGAGAAAUUUGAUCAGACAUCUCAUGAAGGAACUACUUUUUAUAUUUUAGCAGCAUCUAAAACUCGCUUUACGGUUUUUAAACUUUACACUGUUGUUUUGUUUAGCAGUUUUCUGUGUUUGGUCCCUCAAGAAGCAAAAACCUCUCAACAUGUCCAAGGUGCCCGAUAUGAAACGUAUGUCCAUGACGCUCAUGAGCAGGUGAGCGGAGAACUUAAAGCAGUGAAAGUCAUUGCCAAGAGUAACAUAACAGUGCAUAAAUUGAGGUCUUAGAUCUGAUGCAUUACAUUUGCAUUUUUAUUUUUAACAUCUAGUUUAAAGAGUGCACUACACUGUUGCUCGAUUGGGAUUGGCCGGAGUCCCUCAAACCAACCGAGUCGUCUGUAUCCAGUUCUGACUUCUUCGAAGGCCACUUCCUCAAAGUCCUGUUUGAUAGAAUAGGCCGGAUCCUUGAGCAGGUAGCCUUAAAGGGAUAUAUUUUAGUAUUUUGUUCAUUAGUCCACUGUUAAUACAAUCCCAAAAUGUUAAACAUAAACAUCCCCUCACUUGUGAAGUGUCUCUCUCUUAGCCCUAUGAGCUGAACCUCCAGGUGACAUCGGUGUUGUCCAGGCUGGCCCUGUUCCCUCACCCCCACCUCCAUGAGUACCUGCUGGACCCCUACAUCAUCCUGGCCCCUGGAGCCCGCUCCCUGUUCUCUGUGCUCAUCAGGGUGGGUGACCUCUACACUCACCUCCUUCCUCAUCUUUAUUUAAGGUUUUAGACUUCCAGCCAUGUUCCUGAUUCGUUUCCGUUUGAACACUACAAAUACUGUACCCAGCUACAACUCCCACAUUCCACAGUGGAUUGUUUUCACAAAUGCAUUCCUAAUUGUGUUUCUCCUGGUUUGACAGGUGAUAGGAGAACUGAUGCAGAGGAUCCAGCUGAUCCCAAACUUCAAAGAGAAGCUUGUGCAUGUCCGAAGGCAGCUGAUGGGCCUGGAUGGGGAGUCUGGGUAAGUGCCGUAGAGAAACAUACAGUGCAUUCAGAAAGUAUUCAGACCCCUUGACUUUUGCCACAUUUUGUUACAGCUUUAUUCUAAAAUUGAUUAAAUUAAAUGUUUCCCCUCAAUCUACACCCCAUAAUGACAAAGCAAAAACUGGUUUUUAGAAAUUUCAGCAAAUUUAUUUAAAAAUAUAUAUAUCACAUUUACGUAAGUAUUCAGACCCUUUACUCAGUACUUUGUUGAAGCAGCGAUUACAGCCUUGAGUCUUCUUGGGUAUGACGCUACAAGCUUGGCAUACCUGUAUUUGGGGAGUUCCUCCCAUUCUUCUCUGCAGAUCCUCUCAAGCUCUGUCAGGUUGGAUGGGGAGCAUCGCUGCAUAGCUAUUUUCAGGUCUCUCCAGAGAUGUUCGAUCGGGUUCAAGUCCGGGCUCUGGCUGGGCCACUCAAGGACAUUCAGAGACUUGUCCCGAAGCCACUCCUGCGUUGUCUUUGCUGUAUGCUUAGGGUUGUUGUCCUGUUGGAAGGUGAACCUUCGCCCCAGUCUGAGGUCCUGAGCAGUCUGGAGCAGGUUAUGAUUAAGGAUCUCUCUGUACUUUGCUCUGUUCAUCAUUCCCUCGAUCCUGACUAAUCUCCCUGCAGCUGAAAAACAUCCCCACAGCAUGAUGCUGCCACCACGAUGGUUCACCGUAGGGAUGGUAUUGGCCAGGUGAUGAGCGGUGCCUGGUUUCUUCGACGUGACGCUUGGCAUUCAGGCCAAAUAGUUCAAUCUUGGUUACAUCAAACCAGAGAAUCUUGUUUCUAAUGGUCUGAGAGUCCUUUAGGUGCCUUUUGGCUAACGCUAAGCCGGCUGUCAUGUGCCUUUUUACUGAGGAGUGGCUUCCAUCUGGCCACUCUACCAUAAAGGCCUGAUUUGGUGGAGUGCUGCAGAGAUGGUUGUCCUUCUGGAAGGUUCUCCCAUCUCCACAGAGGAAUUCUGGAGCUCUGUCAGAGUGACCAUUGGGUUCUUGAUCACCUCCCUGACCAAGGCCCUUCUCCCCCGAUUGCUCAGUUUGGCCGGGCGGCCAGCUCGAGGAAGAGUCUUGGUGGUUCCAAACUUCUUCCAUUUAAGAAUGAUGGAGGCCACUGUUUUCCUGGGGACCUUCAAUGCUGAAGAAAUGUUUUGGUACCCUUCCCCAGAUUUGUGCCUCGACACAAUCCUAUCUCGAAUUCCUUCAACCUCAUGGCUUGGUUUUUGCUCUGACAUGCACUGUCAACUGUGGGACCUUAUAUAGACAGGUGUGUGCCUUUCCAAAUCAUGUCCAAUCAAUUGAAUUUACCACAGGUGGACUCCAAUCAAGUUGUAGAAACAUAUCAAGGAUGAUCAAUGGAAACAGGAUGCACCUGAGCUCAAUUUCGAGUCUCAUAGCAAAGGGUCUGAAUACUUAUGUAAUUAAGUUAUUUCAGUGAAGAAGAAACAAAUAUUUACAAACAUGUCUAAACCUGUUUUCGCUUUGUCAUUAUGGGUUAUUUUGUGUAGAUUGAUAAAAUAAAACAAAAAUCCUCAAUUUUAGAAUAAAGCUGUAACGUAACAAAAUGUGGAAAAAGUGAAGGUCUGAAUACUUUCCGAAUGCACUGUAUAUAUUAGUUUGAAUUAAUUAUGUGGUAACUGUUAAGUGUGUGCAUCCUGAACGUAAUGGUCAGUGAUGUAGUGGUAAAAAGAUAGGUGGGUAAACGCCUGAUCACCAUGCGCGCUGAAUAAAGUUCUCUAUAUUUUCAAUGCAAUAUGUGUGUAAACACUUGUGCAAUAUAAAAAAUUUGUAAAUGGCCCUCCACUACACCAAUGGUAGUAAUACAAUACAUGUGGUCAUCUUAAUUAGAGGAACCACCCUCUGAGAAGCAGACUGAGGAAAUUACAAUUGUUUUGUGUGGAUCUUGCCUCCCCAGAGUGGAUCACAUGCCCCUGCUUAAGGGAGUGAUCAUCCUAGAGGAGUUCUGUAAGGAGCUGGCGGCCAUUGCCUUUGUCAAACUUCCCGACAACAACACAAACUUGUAG